Molecule: messenger RNA, 1182 nt
Organism: Diaporthe citri
Lineage: Eukaryota; Fungi; Ascomycota; Sordariomycetes; Diaporthales; Diaporthaceae
Exons: 2
Coding region: 1-1182 (393 amino acids)
Source: RefSeq, a predicted model, not a curated record
AUGGCCUACAUGACACCCACCACGAACACCCUCCACACCCUCAUCCCGGGCUGGACCAACACCCCCAUUCCCAACUUCUCCCUUUCUGCCGCAGGCCUACUCGUUCUCGCCGACCUAAACACCAUCGCCCAACGGACCUCUCUCCGCGGCGGCUCCUCCUGGUUCGACAGCCUCCUCCUCGCCCCGGGUCUGCACUACCAGCAGGCCGCCGACGAGGUCGCUCACGGUGAUGCCAAGACCCUGGUCGCCGUCGAAAUCCAGCCUGAUGGGAAGCCCGCCUCCCACCAGAUCGUCAACCAGGCCGUUGUGAACUAUGUCCUGCGCACUGCCAAGGAGGGCGAGACGGUCGUGCUGGACGUCGGCGAGAUACCCGUAAAGUCACGGUCGUGGCGUACGGGACGAGCCGGUCGUGGGUGGGCACUCGCCCUCACCGCGGCCCUGAUGCUCUCUCGCAUCUUGAACAUAUUUGUCAUAAAGCAGCGCUCUCGGCCAAAACCAAAGAUACUCCCGCCGCCCUUCUCCCAUCCACUCUCCCUGGACCCCAGGAUGGCACGCAUCACACAGUACACCAUCAACAUCAGCCCGGUCACGACGGUCAUCCUGCGCGGCCUCUCGAGCGACCUCCAGGCCCUCACCACCACCGUCUGGCUCCGGCCCAAGACGCACGCCGAGGGCUACCUCGAGGCCAUAGCCAAGGUCCUGGUCUAUCUUGUCGCCGCCUGCAGCGGGAACGCCACCCAGGCAGGCAAUCUGAUCAUGCUGGUGCUGCUGCUCAUCAGCGGCGGCAUGCUGGCCCUGAGCAACGCGAGCGUCAAGGGCCUGCGCAGCGGCGGGAGGGUUGUCGCGCCCUCCCCAGAGGACAGGUACGCGCGCGGUCCGCACGGCGGCGGCCGGUCGAGCGGUAACAGCAGCAGCGGCAGUGAUGGUCGUGUUGGUGCUGGUGGAGGGGUUCAGAACGGCAGUGGCCACCGGUCCCGGGUGAGGCGGCGGGAGACUACUGAGUCGUGGACCGAGAGCAGCGACCUGAGCAGCCUCAAGAGCUCCGAGGACUCGCUGGAGAAGGGCGAGGGCCCUGGGAGGCUCCGACGGCACUCAUCGACUGAUAGCGGGCCGCCGGACUACCGCGUUCAGGUUGACACCCGCCUUGGCGUGCUGGAAGUUGUCGCUUCGAGGGGCCGAUAG